Erigeron canadensis is the source of this 1511-nucleotide messenger RNA. RefSeq names its product pyruvate dehydrogenase E1 component subunit beta-1, mitochondrial. The record is from RefSeq and is a predicted model, not a curated record. Gene Ontology annotation, biological process: pyruvate decarboxylation to acetyl-CoA. Bases 162 to 1283 code for a protein of 373 amino acids. Lineage: Eukaryota; Viridiplantae; Streptophyta; Magnoliopsida; Asterales; Asteraceae. The transcript has 15 exons. Gene Ontology annotation, molecular function: pyruvate dehydrogenase (acetyl-transferring) activity.
CAAAUAUCAUAUCAUCUCUCAACAAAACGCUCUCUUUGAUUCUUCUGUGAUAUAAUAAUAAUAAUAAUAAAACAUCCCUUCUCUUUCUCCAACAGCCACCCGCCCCGGUGAUCAGAAUAUCAAACAAUCGAUACAGUGUUGAUUUUCAUAAAAUAGAAAAGAUGUUGGGGGCUUUAAGGCUUAAUAUUGGUGCUGCUUCUCAGGGUUUGGGGAAUAAUAUGACGAGGUUAAGGCCUGUAGCAUCAGCUAUGAGACAUUACUCGUCUGGAGCGAAAGAGAUGACAGUACGAGAUGCUCUAAAUUCUGCUCUUGACGAGGAAAUGGCAGCUGAUCCUAAUGUUUUUGUUAUGGGUGAAGAGGUAGGAGAGUACCAGGGUGCAUACAAGAUAACAAAGGGAUUAUUGGACAAAUAUGGUCCUGAAAGGGUUGUUGAUACCCCUAUCACAGAGGCUGGGUUUGCUGGGAUUGGAGUUGGUUCCGCAUAUCAUGGUCUGAGACCCGUGAUAGAGUUCAUGACUUUCAACUUCUCUAUGCAGGCAAUUGAUCAUAUUAUCAAUUCUGCAGCAAAGUCAAAUUACAUGUCUGCUGGGCAGAUCAAUGUGCCUAUUGUGUUUAGGGGUCCAAACGGUCCUGCAGCUGGUGUUGGUGCUCAGCAUUCCCAGUGUUAUGGCGCAUGGUAUGGCGCUGUACCUGGUUUGAAAGUACUUGUACCAUACUCUUCUGAAGAUGCCCGUGGACUUCUAAAAGCUGCUAUCAGGGACCCUGACCCUGUUGUUUUUCUUGAGAAUGAGUUGUUAUAUGGUGAAUCUUUCCCAGUAUCCGCCGAAGCCCUUGAUUCAAGUUUCUGUCUCCCUAUAGGAAAAGCAAAGAUUGAAAGAGAAGGGAAAGAUAUCACGAUCACGGCUUUCUCCAAGAUGGUUGGCUAUGCUCUUAAGGCGGCUGAAAUACUUGAGAAGGAUGGAAUAAGUGCGGAGAUUAUAAACCUGCGGUCCAUUCGACCCCUAGAUAGAGCUACAAUUAAUGCUUCAGUCAGGAAAACUAACAGGCUGGUCACUGUCGAGGAAGGGUUUCCUCAACAUGGCAUUGGUGCUGAAAUCUGUGCUUCGGUUGUAGAAGAUAGCUUUGGCUAUCUUGAUGCCCCAGUGGAGAGAAUUGCCGGGGCUGAUGUACCCACACCUUAUGCUGCUAAUCUUGAGAGAAUGGCAUUUCCUCAGAUCGAGGAUAUUGUUCGUGCUGCCAAGAGAGUAUGCUACAGAUCAGUCCCCAUGGCUGCAAGUGCUUGAUGUUAACACUGACUCCUUUUCUUAGGGAUGUUUUGAGAAGUCAUGUCUUGAUUCUUGAGGGGUGUCUAAGCUGGGAAGCUCCAAAUUUUUAAUUGUGCAUUGUGUGAAUUAACUUUGUCAGUGGGGCAGAAGCCAUAGAAUUCUCUCUUUACACAAGAAAUUUUUUAUUUUUAUCUAAUAAGGUUGGAUGCAAUACAAGAUAUCUCAGGUUUAUGUUUUCUUCUGAAA